Molecule: messenger RNA, 750 nt
Organism: Aphidius gifuensis
Lineage: Eukaryota; Metazoa; Arthropoda; Insecta; Hymenoptera; Braconidae
Product: pathogenesis-related thaumatin-like protein 3.5
Exons: 1
Coding region: 1-750 (249 amino acids)
Source: RefSeq, a predicted model, not a curated record
AUGAAGUUAAAAUUUUUGUUAUCACUUUGUUUAACAAUUGGCAUAACACAUGCUAAUCGUAUAAAUAUCAUAAACAAUUGUCCAUUCACAGUUUGGCCAGGUAUACUUGGUAGUCCAAAUUUUGAAACACCAGAAAAUGGUGGAUUCCAAUUGGACGCUGGUCAAUCACGUGAAAUAACAACUCAAGAACAAUGGUCUGGUAGAAUGUGGGGAAGAACUGGUUGUGAUGAAUCAGGACAUUGUGUUACUGGUGAUUGCGGUAAUAAAAUUGAAUGUGCUGGAGCUGGUGGUGUACCACCAGUAACACUUGGUGAGUGGACAUUUGAUGAUCCAAAUGUACCAGGUGUUGAUUUUUAUGAUGUAUCAUUGGUUGAUGGAUUUAAUUUACCAAUGAGAAUAACACCCACUGGUGGCAAUGAGCCAAAUGGAGGUGGUCCAUAUGAUUGCACAUCAACUGGUUGUCCAGUUAAUAUCAAUGACAAUUGUCCAGGAGAAUUACAACAAACAGAUGGUGGUUCAGUAGUUGCAUGUAAAAGUGCAUGUGAAGCAUUUAAUGAUGAUGUGUAUUGUUGUCGCGGUGAACAUAAUCAACCUGAAACAUGUAGAAGCAGUGAUUGGCCAGUUAAUUAUCCCCAAAUGUUCAAGGAUCAAUGCCCAGAAGCUUACAGCUAUGCUUAUGAUGAUAACAAAAGUACAUUUACUUGUAAACGUUCACCAUCACCAAGUUAUGAUGUUACAUUCUGUCCUUAA